Molecule: messenger RNA, 782 nt
Organism: Pseudopipra pipra
Lineage: Eukaryota; Metazoa; Chordata; Aves; Passeriformes; Pipridae
Gene: PDCL2
Product: phosducin like 2
Biological process (GO): angiogenesis; protein folding; positive regulation of gene expression
Cellular component (GO): cytoplasm
Molecular function (GO): vascular endothelial growth factor receptor 2 binding; protein folding chaperone
Source: RefSeq, a predicted model, not a curated record
AUACUAUUAAAACAGGGUUCAAGUAAAGAUACUGAAUGGAAUGAUAUAUUGAAAGAUUUUGGAAUUCUUCCUCCAAAAGAAAAACUGAAAGAUGAAAUUGAAGAAAUGGUUUUACACUCACAGAAAGAAGCACAGGGCAAGCAACAAGACUUGCAAGAAUGGAAAUCUCAGAGGAGGCAAAAGUAGGGGGAACUAAGAGAAAGCUGUAGAAAGCAGUAUGUAAAUGAAGUUACAAAUGCUCCAGGGGAUGUUUGGGUUAUAAUUCAUCUUUAUCGGUCAAGCAUCCCAGUGUGUUUACUGGUUAAUGAACACCACAACCUGCUAGCCUGGAAGUUUCCAGAAGUCAGGUUUCUCAAAGCCAUUGUAAACUUCUGCAUUCAGAAUUACAUGAUAUAUACAGUACUUGUAUAUACUAGUGAAAUAAAAGGCAGGUUCAUUGGAGUAGUUGAAUGUAGAAGAAUAAACUGUAACUUGUUUUUACAAGAGUUCAAUUGAAAAUUAGCAGAAGUUGGAGCAACAAAAAAAGAACAAAACCCCCAAAAGGACAUUAUGAAUAUGAUACUGCCAGUGUGAAGCACUUCUGCUCAUGAAGACACCAAUACAAAAACCAGUGAUGUGAUGAAACUGCUUGAGAGCCUUUUAAUGCUUUAAACAGAUCAUCUGUUUGGCAUAAGUUAGUUCACAUACAGUUUUUUACUCCUGUGGUAAGCCUGAAACUAUUAAAAACAGGGGAGGGGAAAAAGAAAAAACUUCUGGUUCGAUUGUGUAUUUUUUGGUUUUGA